AGUUAACUCAAGCUAAAAUACAAGUGGCUAUUAAGGUUUUUGACCUUGGUAUGAAAUGUGCAGACAGAAGUUUUGUAACAGAAUGCGAGGUUUUGAGUAGAAUUCGGCACAGGAACCUUGUACCUAUCCUAACUGCAUGUUCGACAAUAGAAAUAGUGGUGACGCUGUCAAAGCUCUAGUUUACGAAUUCAUGCCUAAUGGGAAUUUGGACACAUGGUUGCACAACACAUUCUCGGGUAGUUCUUCGAAAUGUUUGUGCUUAGCUCAAAGAGUAGACAUAGCCAUCAAUAUAGCCAAUGCGCUGGCUUAUUUACACAAUGAUUGUGAAAGGCAGAUUGUACAUUGUGAUCUGAAGCCAACAAAUGUCCUACUUGACGAUGAUAUGAAUGCUUAUUUGGGAGACUUCGGCAUUGCAAGCCUCAUCGGACAUUCAAGCUUAGUCACCUCAACUGGGCUAAAGGGAACAAUAGGGUACAUAGCUCUAGAGUAUGCUCAAAGUGGCCAGGCAUCAAUCCAUGGGGAUGUUUACAGUUUUGGAAUAGUACUCCUGGAGAUGCUCAUUGGCAAAAGACCGACAGACCCUAUGUUUGAGAAUGAAAUCAACAUGGUUAACUUUGUGGAGAGGAACUAUCCAGAUAAGAUAAUACAUAUUAUUGAUGCACGCCUGCGUGGAGAAUGCAAGGGCUAUAUCCAAGCGAACAUUGGAACAGAAAUGCGGCAUAUGAUGCCAGUUUGUCACUCAUGCAAGUCGCUCUUUCCUGUACAUGUCAAAUCCCAAGGGAAUGCAUGAACAUAAGAGAAGUAACCAAUAAGUUGCAUUCAA
Triticum dicoccoides is the source of this 823-nucleotide messenger RNA. RefSeq names its product probable LRR receptor-like serine/threonine-protein kinase At3g47570. Gene Ontology annotation, cellular component: membrane. The transcript has 2 exons. Bases 137 to 790 code for a protein of 217 amino acids. The record is from RefSeq and is a predicted model, not a curated record. NCBI's taxonomy places the organism in Eukaryota, Viridiplantae, Streptophyta, Magnoliopsida, Poales, Poaceae. Gene Ontology annotation, molecular function: protein kinase activity; ATP binding. Gene Ontology annotation, biological process: protein phosphorylation.